AUGAGUUUUAGACAUUUCAAGAGAAGACUUGAAAGAAGCUCAGAAGAUGAGGACUCUUCGGAAGAUGGAGAUCAUUUUGAUGAGGACGCCAGUUCAUCAAAGAAACCAGCCUUAUCAAACUAUGAAUGUGUAGUGGUCAAAGGUUUGGAAAAACCAACAAAGAAGCACUUAGUUGAGGAUAAAAAAGAAUCGAAUGUAAGUAAAACUGAUUCUAGUUCCGAAAGUGAGGAGAGUAGUGACAGCGGGAACUCGAGUGACAAUGAAGAUGUCAUACCUUUACACAGACCUUUGUUUCUGAAGAAAAAGACUGAUAAUCCACAAAAAGCUACUACUAUCGAUCAAGCUCAGAGUAUUCAAAGUGAGGCACAUUACUCGGAAAUAAAGGAGGAAAAUGUGAUGAAAAACAUUGACAAAGCUAACGAAGUGGCAAAGAACUAUGAAGCAAUGAAGCUACAACUUGACACUAAUUAUAGUACCAACGAGGAAUUGGUCAAACAGUGUAUGCUUCUAAAUGAUGACGAUGAGGUUGAUCCAGAAAAGGAGCAAUGCGAAUGGUUGAAAAGACACGACGAACGUAAAAUGAAACAUAGAAGCUCGCAGCUUGCCAAGCAGAGAGAAUCAGAAAAAUACGAAGCAAGUAGAUUCGCAGCUGUACAAAAAGAUAAAGAUAGGCACACCAAAUAUGAAGUCGUCCCAGAUAGAGAGCAGAAGGAACUAUGUAAUAAGGGACAAAGAUUUGCUGAGAAAGUCAAAAAUUUACAUAAGAACGAUCGUUAUAAAAUCACAAGAGUCAAGAAUGUUAGCUUUGGAAAUCCAGAAAACAAAGGCAGAGAUAAUGAAGAAAGCGAAUAUUCUAUUUUAUAA
Saccharomyces mikatae IFO 1815 is the source of this 864-nucleotide messenger RNA. It is a transcript of the gene SPP381, whose product is annotated as U4/U6-U5 snRNP complex subunit SPP381. NCBI's taxonomy places the organism in Eukaryota, Fungi, Ascomycota, Saccharomycetes, Saccharomycetales, Saccharomycetaceae. Bases 1 to 864 code for a protein of 287 amino acids. The record is from RefSeq and is a predicted model, not a curated record. The transcript has a single exon.